AUGAGAGUGGUUGAUUCCUUUCCAAGUACUCACAAUUAUUACAUACAUGAUCUAAAAUAUGAUUUCUAUGGAGAACGUAUCGCAUCUUGCUCUAGCGAUCAUCAUAUUAAAGUUUGGGAUCGAGUAGAGUCUACAACAAGUCCGAAUACUGUAAUUCCGAACAUCAUCACACCCAGUACCUCAACAGCAUCUUCAACCACACAAAAGUCUUGGAAGUGUACCUAUGAUUGGAAAGCUCACAAUGGAAGUAUUUGGAAAGUCGAGUGGGCUCAUCCAGAAUUUGGACAAGUAUUGGCAUCAUGUAGUUACGAUCAUACAGUCAGUAUUUGGGAAGAGCCUCCUGCUAACAGUGGUCCAGGAAGUGGAUUAGCUCCGAUAAUGAUUUCACAAGGAAUUAUUGGAAAUCCAUCCAAAGACGGUGUAAAUAAUCAACAACAAGUGAUUUCAAGUAAUGCUGGUGGCGGAUCACUUCAUACAAGUGCCAGCAGUGGCAAUUUACAAAAUUUACCUCGAGUUUCCUCUUCGACAAAUGUACAGCAACAAGAUGGACUCUCUGACGGAAAUAUUUCACCAUCGUCGAAUAUGGAUCCAAAUGUGGCGGUGGGCAAUGGAAAUUUAAUGACUACAUCUUCAAGCAAUUUGGCUCAACAACAACAACAACACAUUCAAACCAAUACAACUGCUGGCUCUUCUUCAAGCAGUGCAACUGGAACAGCCGGACCACUUUCAAGAAGAGCAUGGCUACUAAAAGCUACACUUGUAGACUCAACAGACGAUGUGGUGGAUAUCAAAUUUGCUCCAAAGCAUUUAGGGCUGAAACUCGCCACAUGUUCACUCUCUGGAAAAGUUCGAAUUUAUGACGCAUUUGACGUGAUGAAUCUCGCCUAUUGGAAUAUUGGACAUGAUUUUGAUGCCAAUAACGGAGGAAAAAUUCAUUGCCUUAGUUGGUGUCCUUAUCGAUUUAAGGAGCCAAUGAUGGUCAUUGGAUGUGAGGAUGGAAAACUACGAAUUUGGCACUACACUCAAAAUAGGAAAUGGCAAAGCUGGACGCCGUCAACCAUUAUUCCAAACAUUCAUAAUAUUUCACAACAAUUGGUUGGAUUUACACCUGGGACGCCUAUAAAACCAAUUUCUGUGAAUGAAGGAAAUGCAAGCCAAGUACUUGCACUGUUUGGACACGCUCAACCAGUUCAUGACGUUGCAUGGGCUCCAAACUUGGGAAGAUCGUAUGACUUGAUUGCGUCUGCUUCGAAAGAUGGCUCUGUUCGAAUUUGGAAAAUUAUUACAGAAACUAAGACAGUGGAACUCAUGGAGAUGGAUGAGACACAUAAACAUAAUUCUGAAGUUUGGAAAGUGGAGUGGAAUCUAAGCGGAACAGUCCUUGCAAGUAGUGGUGAUGAUGGUACAGUUCGUUUGUGGAAAUAUAACUUUGAGGAAAAACGAUGGAAAUGUGAAUCAGUUGUCGAAGGUGUCAAUAAAAACGAAAACUGA
Molecule: messenger RNA, 1491 nt
Organism: Naegleria lovaniensis
Lineage: Eukaryota; Heterolobosea; Eutetramitea; Acrasida; Naegleriidae
Exons: 2
Coding region: 1-1491 (496 amino acids)
Biological process (GO): positive regulation of TORC1 signaling; cellular response to amino acid starvation
Cellular component (GO): nuclear pore outer ring; Seh1-associated complex
Molecular function (GO): structural molecule activity; protein binding
Source: RefSeq, a predicted model, not a curated record